Molecule: messenger RNA, 1002 nt
Organism: Prunus armeniaca (apricot)
Lineage: Eukaryota; Viridiplantae; Streptophyta; Magnoliopsida; Rosales; Rosaceae
Source: the annotation of a GenBank genome assembly
AUGUCUUCUUCUUCUUCAACAACUUAUUCCUUGCCAUUGGCAACCACAUUUGUACUCUUAAUGCUAUAUGUAUCCAAUGCUCAAUUGAACACUACAUUUUACUCUUCCACAUGCCCAAAUGUGACCACUAUUGUCCGCAGCGUGGUUCAACAAGCUUUGCAAUCUGACUCGAGGAUUGGAGCUAGCCUUAUUCGUCUUCAUUUCCACGAUUGCUUUGUCAAUGGAUGUGAUGCUUCAAUCUUGCUAGACAAGGGUGGGAGCAUACAGCUGAGUGAGAAAGAUGCAGCCCCAAACACCAACUCCAUUCGAGGCUUUGAUGUUGUUGACAACAUCAAGACUGCUGUGGAAAAUUCUUGCCCUGCUGUAGUAUCUUGUGCUGACAUUCUGGCCCUUGCUGCUGAAGCUUCUGUUUCUUUGUCAGGAAGUAUUUCAUGGAAUGUAUUACUGGGGAGAAGAGACAGUCUAACUGCAAACCAAGCUGGAGCCAACACCUCUAUUCCCUCUCCUUUUGAAGGCUUACCCAACAUUACCUCCAAGUUUUCUGCUCUUGGCCUAAACACCAACGAUCUUGUUGCAUUAUCUGGUGCACAUACAUUUGGGCGAGCUCAAUGUCGAACAUUUAGCAACCGAUUGUACAAUUUCAGUGGCACAGGCAAUCCUGACCCAACUUUGAACUCUUCCUACUUGACCACUCUCCAGCAAACAUGUCCACAGAAUGGGAGUGGAACAGCUUUGGCCAACUUAGACCCCACAACUCCGGAUAGCUUUGACAAUAACUACUUCAGCAACUUGCAGAACAAUCAAGGUCUUCUGCAAUCAGAUCAGGAGUUGUUUUCAACGACCGGGGCUGCUACAGUUUCUAUUGUUAAUAGCUUUAGCAGCAACCAGAGUGCCUUCUUUCAGAGCUUUGCUCAGUCAAUGAUCAACAUGGGAAAUAUUAGUCCAUUGGUGGGAAGUAAUGGGGAGAUUAGGUUGGAUUGUAAGAAGGUCAAUGGAGGUUAA